AUGGAAUCUCCGCGAGACCCAGCACGAGAGUCGGAUGAUGCCAACGACAUUGCAUUGGCCGCAUUUUGCAUCGCAUUCGCUCAAUCACCUCCCGCCGAUCUCCCUCAAAAGCUUAUACUUGGCAUGAAUUGGUACCAGCAGCACACCAGCCGCGACCGCACUCCUGGGUCCGCAUCCUCCUCGUCCUCCGAGCCCACUUCGCCAUCGCUGGGUCUGCCCUCCGCCUAUCUCGACCCAUGGCCCGCUUCGCCGUCUACGCCCGCCUCGAACCAGGAUGUGCUGUCGUCCGUCUUGAAGGUCCGCAAAGCCUGGAAAACCCUGCGUUCGGGGGAAACCGUUUGGCCGCUGGAAUUGGAAGCAGCGUUGAUCGAAGGGCUCGAGCGCUACCAGCCCGAGGACUGCAGAGAAACCCGCAUGCUCGGACGCUUCCCCCGCCGGAAUCGCUUUAUCUCCGAGUACAUAUUCGGGAAAACGGGCAAGUGGCGGUCCGCUAAGCAGGUCGGCAGUCGGCUCCAGCAGUUACGGGAGUCGUGUGGGGGGGAUCAGGAACAUCUGUUACAUCUCUUGUUCCCGUUUCGGGACUCUGAUGGCGGGGCAGGGGAAAUGCCGGCCCCGACCUCCUCGAACAGCCACAUUCCGAGCGAGACGAUCUGCAUCGACCUGGUCCCGCCUGGGUCCGUCUACGGACAGCAGCGGACGGCAUCAGCGUGGGCGGAUAGCCCCGACGUCAUUCGCGUCUCUGAUAUGCCGCGCCGCAUCACAUCCAUCAAUCCUCUCGUGUCGUUCUCCUCCCCCACUCCGAUCGCCGCGCAUUCCCGCUUUACGGUCUACGCUGAGGACGCGAUCGUGCAUGCUGAGACGGUCCCGCUCGAGUUCCUCCCCGUGCACGACCCGCGCACGUCCGCCGAGGACGAGCCGCUGUUUGUCUACACGGCCCGGCUGAUUCCCAAGUACUGGUCGUCCAUCGCGCAGAGCACAGAUCCGACGCGAUUUGUGAUAUCGCAGGAGGUGUACAAGGAAGGGAACAGCGCGGCAGUGAUUUACGCGGCGACGUACAACUUCGCCUACGCACAGCCCCCGACGACAUCCGCUUCUGUGUCCUCCGAGAUGUCCGCACCACAACUUGGGUACGGGGGCCAUGCGCACACCGGAGUCGGCUCCAUGCCGGACAUUCUGGGCAGAAAACCACACCAUCACAAUCAAAAUCAAGGCCAGCGGCGAGCAUCGACGUACAGCAACAGCGAUAACACAUGGGCUGCCACCCCCCACGCACAUUCUUACGGACAUCUUCAAAUCUAAGUCCAUUCUUCUGCGCUGGGAUCGUGCGAGUCGUGUCGCGGCGGAGAGUUGUCACAUACCCCGGAACAUGUGUGUACUUACCUAUCUGUAUAGAACUGUUAAUUAGUCAUCUGUAAUUCGUUUCGCAUUUUGCGUUCUGUGCUUUCUUUUCGGAUCUCUUCCUCCGCUGGGAAUGUCACGGACUCGAUUCCAACUGGGUCUGGAGAUUUCCUGGAUGCGCACCAAUCGGAAAAGGAGGCGUGUGAGAACGCCUCGUUCCAUUGUUUUCCCUACCAAGAAUCUCUGUCUCUGCCAUCUCGAUCGAUGACUUGUACUUUUGCAAGCAAUGCUGCAAAAAUCCAUAGAAAGACGUGAUUUGUUUGCGUGUGCUUGCCUCCCUUCGGCGCGUCUAUCAUCCCACGUGACCCUACUGUCUCUCUCUGCUUUCAUCUCGUUCUUUGCUCCCUAGCGACUCUCUGGACUUUCAGAACCUGUAAAACGCCCACGGUUGAACUAGCUUGGUUCAAAUCAAGUGGCAAACCCUGGGCGUGGGGUCUGGAGGAAUCCAGACGGUCUAGACUCUGCUGUGGCUGUGCCCUGCUACACUACGGGGCCCGGAUAGUGUCUGUGCUCUGCUCCACGAGGGCUGUCUAGUCCCUGCUCAUCUGCCUGGUCCCUGUCCAUGGACAACGACAGAUGAGCUUGGGACCAAUUCGGACGCAGCUCUCGCCUUUCCUGGCCUCUAGACCUAGUUGACAAGAUAGCCUAUGCGAGCCUAUCUAGUCUAAUUUUAAUCCAAGCUCGAGUGGUGGUCACUAACUGCAAUUUCUUGACCUUCCUUUCUCCAUCCGCUCUCCUCUGCUGCUUCGUCUCACCUCAAUCCUCCGUCCUGUAGAUCACCUCCAAUCACGUCACGAUUCCCCUCUCCUGCACCCUCCGUCAUCUGGCGGUCCCCCAUCUGGCGGUCCUCUAUUUGCACUGGGUACACAACCCCAUCUAGCUCUGGAAACGGCUAGCCCACUUGCCAUAACUCGGAUUGCGCGUGUCCGGCGAUCCGGGGUGUCGACUCCGUGCUCUUGGAUGGCGAAUGGAAGCCUCCUGCAGGAGCGCGGCGGCCGCUUGGGCCGGUACCGGUGCCCAGCGGCUGGAUCAUAGGUGGCAGGUUGGCUGUACGUGGUGGCGAUAAGAAGCGGCGCCGGGGUGGGCGUGAGUGGUGGUGGUGGCUUGUGCCAAGCUGGUGGUGCUCCCCGAUGGAGUGGAGGGAGUCGGACGGAGGAACUCCAGCGGAGGUGGUGGAGACGUAUCGCCGGGUGACCAAGACAUGGAGCCUUCGUCUCGAUGUUCUCCAUUAGGCACAGCACUUGGCCUUGGGCGAGGCGCAUUCGGCGGAGAGGAUGUAGUACCCCGUUCCAUGACUAGCAAGGCGAGCCGUCGAUUGUUCGAGUCUGAGGCCCUCGUAUGCUGUACCAGCCGCUUUCUUCUUCGCCGAUGCCUGCAUGAGCCUGAAAAUGAUCCAAGCUGACUCUCGCAGAUCCAGUAUACAAUUAUCCACGCCGAUCAUGUUUCUGUAUUCUCUCGCGAAGCACAGUGGCUGUGCCGAGAUUUUCGCUCUCUUAUCUUUGCUGAGCUCGGUCCCGUUCCUUGUCUUACGUCGUUUCGCCCGCUUCUUGGAAAUUGUUCUGGAGAGGUGGUCGAUGAGUGCAGCCGCUCACGAGCG
Mycena citricolor is the source of this 2995-nucleotide messenger RNA. The record is from the annotation of a GenBank genome assembly. NCBI's taxonomy places the organism in Eukaryota, Fungi, Basidiomycota, Agaricomycetes, Agaricales, Mycenaceae.